Molecule: messenger RNA, 1731 nt
Organism: Oldenlandia corymbosa var. corymbosa
Lineage: Eukaryota; Viridiplantae; Streptophyta; Magnoliopsida; Gentianales; Rubiaceae
Source: the annotation of a GenBank genome assembly
AUGAAAUUCAUCGACUCUGCUUCAAGAACUGGAUGCUUUGAGGUUUUCAAUCACGGGGUUCCUUUGGACUUGAUCAAAUCAGCUUUGGCUGCUGGGAAUGGGAUUUUUGGAAUUUCGCCUGAGAAGAAGAAGAUUAUGACAAGAUCGACGGAACAGCCAUAUGGGUUCGAAGAUUUCCAUGGCGAAAAAGAACAGGAAAAGGAUAUUAAUGACGAGUUUAUUUGUGAAAAGAUGGAAAAGCUGGUCUCAAUGAUGGAGAGCAUGGCAGAGAAGAUUCUGCAAUUGCUAGAGCAGAAUACUUAUUCAUCUGUGACAAGUAAUUGGGAAGAUGUGAAGAAAGAGGAUCAUCAUCAUCAAGAAUUCAGUUCAAUCUGUUGUCUCCAAAAGCAUAAUAAUUGGCAGCUUAUGAUGAAUGGAGAUCAAUCAGAGAGUUCUUUAAGGUAUAAUGUGAUUAGGAUGCUGGUUAGAGGAGCAGAAUUCCCUCAUGCAUUAUGUGUUCAUGUCUUCAAUGGAGCUCAAGAAUUCCAUGUCUACUCCAAGAAAGGAUGGGUUUCUUUCCAUCCUGAUCAGGAUUCAUUAAUCAUCACCAUUGGUGAUCACCUCAAGGAAUGGGGUAGGGGACAGAUCAAGCAUGUAAUAGGAAGGCCAAUCUUCAAAGGUGGUGAUGAUCAUGAUCAGCAGCAACAUAUUUCAAUGGCCUUCCUGUAUUCUCCUUUAUUCAUCACCAAUUCUGACAAAGCUAAGAAGAAAAAGCAGCAUGCCAUUUCAAUUGGAUGUCCAGGACCCAAAACAAGAAUAAAUGGCGGAAAGAAAAUAUAUAUAUUUCUAACAAAGUGCAGGACACAAAAUUCUCUGGGAAAGUACUUCAAUAAUCUCACUCUGACAAUGGGUAUGGAUACCGAGCUCAAUUCAAUGGAAAUGGAAAAUGAUUUCGAUGCCGAGUUUACAGUAGCUGAGGUUAUGGAAAUGGAGAGCCUAUACAGGAGGAAAAUGGGAGGAAAACCCCUUAAAUCAGAGUUCUUUCAAGAACUAUCUGACAAGUUCAAUAAUUCAGUUCAUCGAUGUGGGAAGCCUUUAAUAGAAUGGGAGCAGGUGGCAUAUUGGUUCCAAGAUCGGGGGAAGAGAGAACUGAAAGAUGAAGUCCUAGCUAUGCAUCGAAAUGUGAAGAAAUCUAAUGUUCAUGCAAAUAUGCUCAUAGAUAAAAGUGCAACUGAUUCUGCACUUACUAUUCGUGAAGAAGUCAAGUUGCAAUUUCCUGAUGCAGGCUUAGACCUUGCAAUUCAAACUUAUUAUAAGUCCAGAGAUGUUGUCGCUGCAGAGCUGUCUGGCUUGCUUUACGAAGCUAAAUCAGCGAGGGAUCUUGCUUGGUAUGAUGUUGGUUCGUUUCUCAACUACAGAAUUGUGCAUUCUGGAGAGCUUGAAGUUCGUGUAUGGUUUGCUGGUUUUGAUAAGGAUCACGAUGAGCGGGUUAAUGUGAAAAGGGGUGUAUGUGAGCGUUCAAUUCCUUUGGAGGAUUCAGAAUGUGAGAAGGUCAAGGUUGGAGACCUUGUUUUAUGCUACAGGGAAACUGAAGACCUCGCUGUAUACCGGGAUGCAAGGGUAAUAGAUAUUAAAAGAAAACUACACGAUGAGACCGAAGGUUGCACUUGCAUGUUUGGUGUCCGUUUUGACUUUGAUUUUUUUGAGGACCACGUUCGGAAAAAGAGACUGUGUGGCAGGCCGUCUUUGUGA